Molecule: messenger RNA, 2994 nt
Organism: Chelonoidis abingdonii (Abingdon island giant tortoise)
Lineage: Eukaryota; Metazoa; Chordata; Testudines; Testudinidae
Gene: GNPDA2
Product: glucosamine-6-phosphate deaminase 2
Biological process (GO): N-acetylneuraminate catabolic process; D-glucosamine catabolic process; carbohydrate metabolic process
Cellular component (GO): cytoplasm
Molecular function (GO): identical protein binding; glucosamine-6-phosphate deaminase activity
Source: RefSeq, a predicted model, not a curated record
GUUUCCGGGUCACGCUCCAGCUUCAGCUUGAACUGAAAUCGGUUCGAUUUCACUGUCAGAUAAAUCACCGCAGUGAAAAAGCAGAAUUUGUGGAAGUGCUAAACCAGCUUUUGACAGAAGUAGCCUCUUCUCCAGGCACAGAAUGAAUUAAUUAGUCCAAACAAAGAAAAGACUCUUUAAGUUAAAAAAUCAGUUGGGAGUUUGAAAAAGCAGGGAAACAUAUCUUUCUCUUCCUGUCUAUUAAUAAAAACAAGGAGAGGGGGAGGGGGACAAGAGCUAUUAGUUUUAAAAGUUUGAAGGACAGCCUAAGUAAUUUAGGAUACUGUUUCAUUUUCAAGAGACUUAGGCAUCUAGGAACUUAAGCUCAAGGAACUUUCAAUUAGGCCAGUGGUUUUCAAAUUAUGGUCCAUGGACCCCCUGGGGUCUGCCGACUAUGUCUAAGAUUCCCAAAGGGUUCUGCAUCUCCAUUCAAAAAUUCUUAGGGGUUCGCAAACGAAAAAAAAUGCCUGUUAGGGCGUUUGUCCUUACCUCAUAUAUAAGGAGCAGUCACUUACUCAGAAGUGUGAGAGGUGUAAUUACAUCAUGUUGUCUUCUUCCAAGCAUGACCUCUUCCUCAAAUCAGACAAGAAUACCUGUGUAUGUUAGUUAUGGAUUAAAACUUACAUUUGUUCGAAAUCCAGGGCGUACUAUAUUCAGUCCUGGACCAAUGCCAGAAAACACAGCUACAGAGAAAAGGGUUUAACCUCAUUUUUUUCCUGUAAGCUGUUCACCAUCACAAUGAGACUGGUAAUUCUUGAUGACUAUGAUUUGGCAAGUGAAUGGGCAGCAAAGUACAUUUGUAAUCGUAUUAUCCAAUUCAAACCAAGUCAGGGAAGAUAUUUUACGCUUGGCUUACCAACAGGGAGCACACCUUUCGGAUGCUACAAAAAACUGAUAGAAUAUCACAAGAAUGGAGAUCUUUCUUUUAAAUAUGUAAAGACUUUCAAUAUGGAUGAAUAUGUAGGGCUUCCAAGAAAUCAUCCAGAGAGUUACCAUUCUUAUAUGUGGAACAAUUUCUUUAAGCAUAUUGACAUAGAUCCUAAUAAUGCUCACAUCCUUGACGGGAAUGCUCUAGACCUACAGGCAGAGUGUGAUGCAUUUGAAAAAAAAAUUGAAGAAGCUGGGGGAAUUGAUCUGUUUGUUGGAGGCAUUGGUCCAGAUGGCCACAUUGCUUUCAAUGAACCAGGAUCAAGUUUGGCUUCAAGAACAAGGUUAAAGACUUUAGCAAUGGAUACCAUUUUGGCAAAUGCUAAAUACUUUGAUGGAGACUUAUCUAAAGUGCCAACUAUGGCACUAACUGUUGGUGUCGGUACAGUGAUGGAUGCUAGAGAAGUUAUGAUUCUCAUAACAGGUGCCCAUAAAGCUUUUGCUUUGUACAAGGCAAUUGAAGAGGGGGUCAAUCAUAUGUGGACAGUUUCUGCUUUCCAGCAGCACCCUCGCACUAUCUUCGUAUGUGAUGAAGAUGCUACUUUAGAACUAAGAGUUAAAACUGUGAAAUACUUCAAAGGUUUAAUGCAUGUUCACAAUAAACUUGUGGACCCGCUGUACAGUAUGAAAGAAGAAAACUGAAGGAGGAAUUGAAGAACUCCAUGUGGGUAAACAGCAACAUUUUUAGGUAGCAGACAAAGUUACUGCUAUGUAAUAUGCUGAAACUGGUUAAAAUGGGAAAUCUUAAGUACUGUAUUUUUUAAAAAAUCCAGUAUCUAUACAUUUACAUUCCAUCUCUAGACAUUGUUGUAUUGUGCAUUUUGUUUUAAUAUUUUGUAGAUGUGACUUCAUUGGCUGCCACAGUAAGUAAACAAGAACAGAGUAAAUAUAAAUGGCAGUUAUAUAUUAUGAGAAACAAAAACAGAAGUGUAUUCUUAGCACAGCAAUGUACUGUUUGACUGUGUGGGAGAAAAUUAUACUUUAGCUUAAGCAAAAUUCCAUGGCUCCACCAGUGCAAAAUACACUUCUAAUUUUUUUGUGUCUCAAUUUAGGCAAAAUGCUUUAGGGCUUUCACAUGUCAAACAUUAUGGACUUGAACAGAUGCACAACUUUGGUUAUGAAGUGCUCUGUUUAUAUCUAAUACACAUUGAACUCUUGCACUUUGGUUGCCUUAAAUUAAUCUUAUACCAAUAGCUUCUGGGCAUUUAAGUCCUACUGUACAAUACUCAGGCAAAUAAAAGUAUGAAAACUGCCUAAAAAUGUAGAGGACCCUGUCAAACAAUUACAAUAAUUUAUUCUUCAAUUAUGUGCAUAUUAUAUUUCUGCCAUAGCACUUUUGUUACAUGUUUCAAGUUUAUUUAGGAAUUUUGUAUUUUGGUAAUUAUGAACUCUACAGAUAAUGAAUACAUUCAGUAUGUUCCUUUUUUGGAGAUGAAUAGCCUAGUUACAUUAAUUAUGUUGUGAUCCAAUCAUUGUAAAAGGAGGUUAAUUACAGUAAGAAUGCCUAAAAAUCCAGAUGGCUAGUAUUGAAACAAGUCUGACUGUAAGCAGAACCACUUUGCAUUGGAAAUUGCCAUAAAUGUUAAACUGUUACUAAGAAUGCCACUCUUUUCUACCGUUACUCCAAGUAAAGCUUAAAUUCACUAAAACCUUACCAUGUUUGUUUUGUUUUUGAUGUGAACUGUAGUCUGAGAAUAAACAUUUCAGGUUUCAAAAACAGGUUUAGUGAAAGGGUAGCGUGCCUUUCUCUUGGUAUCGGCAAAGCUAACUUAUUGUGCCAGACUAGCUCCUUUAUACCAGCAGUAAAUUCCCUUUUAAAAUAUCCACUGAAAGAGAUGGGCUGGAUAUGAUUGUAUGUUCCUCUUCAUCUAUUGUAAUAUUUAAAAAGUCUUGGCUUUGAAAAUAGUAAUUUUCUACAAAGGAAAAACUGAAAUCCAUUCUUUAGCCAUAAAUGUAGAUUUAUAGUUGCACAGACUUCGAGCAGUCUACCAACUUCUUGUUAACUAUAGUUUUAUAUAGAAACUAAAU